Messenger RNA from Bufo bufo (common toad), 2585 nucleotides. RefSeq names its product transmembrane protein 184B (gene TMEM184B). Bases 366 to 1703 code for a protein of 445 amino acids. Gene Ontology annotation, molecular function: transporter activity. Gene Ontology annotation, biological process: transport. The transcript has 11 exons. The record is from RefSeq and is a predicted model, not a curated record. Lineage: Eukaryota; Metazoa; Chordata; Amphibia; Anura; Bufonidae.
CUCUCCCUCUUCCCCUGACGUCGCUGUGUACACAGAGCCAAGCAGGCACGGCUAGGAUGCCAGCUUGUGGCGCAUGCGCGGAAUAGCGGAUCUGGAGCAGCACACCACACAGCUGCCUGCCUCCUGUAUGAGCUGUCGGUGGCCGGUACCGCAGUGCGAUUACUGCUCCGUGUCAGCCCGCGGCUGUGGAGCCGGAUGCCCGGGGCGUCUGCUGGAGAGGGUGAGCACACACAGACUUUACUACAUAAGAAGUGCGGGCUCAGGUACCCAGAACAGCUUCCUGAAGUAAGGGGGAUCCUCUGGCCCCCAGCGAUGGGGCCCCUAUGUACUUAGGACGCAGAAUCUGCUCUCGGCAGGGUUAACUAAUGCUUUUCCUGCUUACUUUGUCGGAACGGGCCGAGCACUCAGAAUCGCAGGGCAUUAUGACAAUGUCCAGCUUAGGUGAUCUCUCUCAGGGGGGGACAGGCAUGAUCACAGGUUUGCCGGCUGCUACAAUUCCUGGCACAGAAACCUCUGUAAGUCCCAAUCUUUCCAGGAUGCCGGAGGAAGAGCCUUUCACCUUGGAGCAGCCCAUGUUCCUCAUGACCACCACAGCUCAGGCCAUCUCGGGGUUCUUUGUCUGGACUGCAUUACUGAUCACCUGCCAUCAGAUCUAUAUGCAUCUGCGCUCCUACAGCUGCCCCAAUGAGCAGAGACACAUUGUCCGAAUCCUCUUCAUUGUUCCUAUAUACGCCUUUGAUUCUUGGCUUAGUCUCCUCUUUUUCACCAAUGACCAGUACUAUGUGUACUUUGACACAGUGCGGGACUGCUACGAAGCAUUUGUCAUCUACAAUUUCCUGAGCCUUUGCUAUGAGUAUCUUGGGGGUGAGAGCAAUAUCAUGACUGAGAUUCGGGGGAAACCUGUUGAGUCUAGUUGUAUGUAUGGUACUUGCUGUCUUUGGGGGAAGACCUAUUCUAUAGGACUCUUACGCUUUUGUAAACAGGCCACCCUGCAGUUCUGUGUGGUUAAACCAUUAAUGGCAGCAAUCACUGUGAUACUUCAAGCUUUUGGCAAAUAUCGGGAUGGUGAUUUCAACGUGGCUAGCGGGUACCUCUAUGUGACAAUUAUCUACAACAUCUCGGUCAGCCUGUCGCUCUAUGCUCUAUUUCUGUUUUACUUUGCCACACGAGAGUUGCUCAGUCCCUACAGCCCCGUAUUGAAGUUCUUCAUGGUGAAGUCAGUGAUUUUCCUUUCCUUCUGGCAAGGGAUGCUGUUGGCUAUACUGGAAAAGUGUGGAGCCAUUCCAAAAAUCCAUUCAGCUGAGGUUACUGUGGGUGAGGGCACAGUAGCUGCCGGGUACCAGAACUUCAUUAUCUGUGUGGAAAUGUUCUUUGCAGCUAUAGCUCUGCGUUAUGCUUUUACUUACAAAGUAUAUCUAGACAAGAGGUUGGAUGCCCAAGCUGUUCCAACCUACGGUCCAUAUGGCCGCUGCGCCCCCAUGAAGAGCAUCUCCAGUAGUUUGAAGGAGACCAUGAAUCCUCAUGACAUUGUCCAGGAUGCCAUCCAUAACUUCUCACCAGCCUAUCAGCAGUACACACAGCAGUCUACCUUGGAGCAGGGCUCAAGCUGGCGCAAUGGACAAAUUAUUUCUCGCUCGCAGAGUCUGUCGGGCUCUCGUGACACAGAGAAGACCCUGCUUCUGAGUUCUGAUGAUGAAUUCUGAUCUGCAAGAAGAGAGAGCCUGACUAACUCCUAGGGGCGAGGACUCGGCUGUGGUUUACUUUCACCAAAUUCUGUGCUGCCUUUUUUUUUCUUUUCUUUACAGAGUCCAUUUAAAGCAGGCGAUAUCCAUAUAGAGCGGAGUCAUAGAAUUAUUUUUUGGUGAUGAAGGUUUGUUGCAGGUUGUGAUCGUAUUUUUGUAGCUUAACAGAUACUGUGUGUGACAAUAAUUUUAAUAUUUUUUAUUAGAAAUUGGAAGAGGCUGGAUUAUACUUUCGCUGAAUUCUAUUCUUCUAGUACUCUGACAACUGUGGAUGCAGUGUGAUCGUCUAGUUCUGUGUAACGCUGAAUGAAGGAUUACAUUGGUGUUUUCAUAUAUGCCAUAGAGGUCCAUGGAAAUGUUCCAGUAUAGGUCUAGAUACCAUCUAGACUUGUACGCUGAGAGAUGGAUCACAACCUGCAACAAAUCUCGAAAUUCAGAACACUUGUCCCUCAUGCAGGUCUAGUACUUGGUACUCUGUGGCUUCCAUUACAAACAGCAGAUACUACUCUGUCCUUUGACUCUGUAGUCAGUGGGCUUUUUCCCAGUGUGAUGUGACUAUUGAACUCUUUUGUUAUCUUCUGGUGCUGAUCAUAGCAUUUUUGUUUUUCUAAGUACUGCCCAAAAAGAAUGCUGUCUAAGAAGUUCAUUGGGGGUCACUUAUUUCACAUAUCCCAUUUUAUUUACUUACUCCCCUGAUGCUUGUUUUUUGGUUGGACUUCUCAUUUCCCUUUCUCAUUAUGAAUGGUGUAUGAAUUUUUUUCAGUGGUUUUCCAGCUUCAGCGCAUAAAUAUUAUAUUGUAUACUGUGAAGUUCUGCAGUUUUCUAUUACUAUGUUUUUGAGAU